Messenger RNA from Betta splendens (Siamese fighting fish), 1254 nucleotides. RefSeq lists its product as uncharacterized. Lineage: Eukaryota; Metazoa; Chordata; Actinopteri; Anabantiformes; Osphronemidae. Gene Ontology annotation, molecular function: NAD+ poly-ADP-ribosyltransferase activity. The transcript has 3 exons. The coding region runs from base 171 to 1094 and encodes 307 amino acids. Gene Ontology annotation, cellular component: cytoplasm. The record is from RefSeq and is a predicted model, not a curated record.
GUCGUUGACACUAAACGAAAGUUAUAAAACUGUACAAGAGGUGAAACGAAAGUGAAAAAUGCAUCUGUGUUCAUAGCAUUUCCUCCUACAGCUGCGCUUUUAUAAGACAAGGUCGAGUCAUAGUCCGUUCAGUCUUGGACAAACUUGAAGAAAGUAAUACUGACACCAACAUGAGUCACGUCGAGUGGGCUGAAUAUGACUUCUCCCUGCCCCCUGGGGUAACUCGAUUGGGGCAAUCUGCACCGGUUGAUGGUAAAGAAUACAUCAUGUACCACGGCACCACUAGAGCGAAUGCUGCCAUGAUUAUGAGAUCAGGUUUUCAGCAGUCUUCUAAGGGGAUGCUGGGCCCUGGAGUCUAUCUCAGCAGGGACCUGGAAAAAGCCAGCCGCUACCCUAUAGAUCACCCCGACAUGGACAAAGUUGUCAUUAGAGUUAGAGUUAAUGUUGGGAAAGUCAUCAUUAUUAAUAAACAAGGUCACCCACGUCAGAAGACCUGGCAUGAUGGGAGGUAUGGCCCUGUGUAUGACACCGCUUGGGUGCCACCCAAUUGUGGAAUGGUGCCGAGCGGUUUGGAGGAGGAUUGUGUCUGGGAUCCCAAACGAAUCAAGAUCCUUGACUUCUCCCUGCCCCCUGGGGUAACUCGAUUGGGGCAGUCUGCACCAGUUGAUGGUAAAAAGUACGUCAUGUACCACGGCACGACUAAACAGAAUGCUGCCAUGAUUAUGAGAUCAGGUUUUACCCAGUCUCCUGACGGGAUGCUGGGCCGUGGCGUGUACCUCAGCAGGGACCUGCAGAAAGCCAGCCGCUACCCUAUAGGUCACCCUGAGGAAGACAAAGUUGUCAUUAGGGUUACAGUUAAUGUUGGGAAAGUGAUCGCCAUUAAUAAACAAGGUCACCCACGUCAGAAGACCUGGCAUGACGGGACACAUGGCCCUGUGUAUGACACCGCUUGGGUGCCACCCAAUUGUGGAAUGGUGAAGAGCGGUUUAGAGGAGGAUUGUGUCUGGGAUCCUAAACGAAUCCAGAUUAUUGAUAUCAUCAAGCCAGUCCCAGCCCCAGGUGGAUGUGGAUGUAGUGAAUGGGGCUACAAAUGAGGUCAGCCAGCUGUUAAGAAUCCAAUUUGUACGUUAAAACUUUUUUACAUGAGAACAUCCCAUUUACUGUGUUUGGUUAAAUCUGAGUUGCUGUAUGAAGAGAGUGUCAUGCACACGUCUCUGUUCUAAAAUAUCUGUCAAUAAAAUGGACAGGAAGGUU